This is a messenger RNA of Amphiprion ocellaris (clown anemonefish), 6848 nucleotides long. RefSeq names its product band 4.1-like protein 1. The transcript is spliced from 24 exons. Gene Ontology annotation, biological process: cortical actin cytoskeleton organization. Gene Ontology annotation, cellular component: cytoskeleton; plasma membrane. NCBI's taxonomy places the organism in Eukaryota, Metazoa, Chordata, Actinopteri, Pomacentridae. Gene Ontology annotation, molecular function: actin binding; structural molecule activity. The record is from RefSeq and is a predicted model, not a curated record. The coding region runs from base 349 to 4095 and encodes 1248 amino acids.
GUGCUGAGAGACGCUGCGUGCCACGAGCGGAGCGGCUCUCACAUUACGCACGACGUUAGGAGUUCCCUCGCUUCCCUCCACCGUGAAAACGCCCCUCGACCGUCCUCCCUAGCCCUUCCCGACUGCUAGCCAUCCCUGCCGGCUUGUGCCUGUCUUGCCGUCCCAGCCUGCAGGCUUUUCCAUCUCCCCGUGGCGCACAGAGAGACGGCGGGGGAGAGAAAGGAGGAAAAGGCGCUCCGGGGCGGUGGCGGCGUCCGUCUUCCAGAUUUCCUGCGAUCUCAAUGAGCAGAAUCUGGACUGAAGCCUGACACCGGGAAACCUGACAGGACAGGACCGUAAUCCAUUUCUAUGACAACGGAGAAGGGCUUGGCUGGGGAAAUGAAGACCGCGAUGGAGGGAGAUGCCAGGAGAACCAAUCAGGUUCCAGAGGACCAUGGGGAUAUGGAUGAUAGCUCAGAGAAGACCCCCAGCAAAGCCUCCAAAUCCCCACAGAAAAGCACCAAGCGGCCCAAAACCGUCCCUGUCAAAGUCACUCUACUGGAUGGCUCCGACUAUGAGACCGCAGUCGAGAAAUUUGCCAAGGGCCAGACCCUGCUGGACAUGGUGUGUGGCCAUCUGAACCUGCUGGAGAGGGACUACUUUGGCCUGACUUUCCAGGACACGGAUAACGCCAAGAACUGGUUGGAUCCCUCCAAAGAGAUUAAGAAGCAAAUUCGUGUUGGCUCCUGGAUAUUGGGUUUUUCUGUCAAGUUCUACCCUCCAGAUCCAUCUGUGCUCAUUGAAGACAUUACCAGGUACUACUUGUGCCUGCAGCUGAGGGACGACAUCCUGUCCGGUCGCCUCCCUUGCUCGUUUGUCACCCACGCCCUGCUGGGCUCCUACACUGUCCAGGCUGAACUAGGAGACUAUGAGCCUGAAGAACACGGUCCAGACUACGUCAGCGAUUUCCACUUUGCCCCCAACCAGACACGAGAGCUGGAGGAGAGAGUGAUGGAGCUGCACCGUAAUUACAGGGGGAUGACUCCAGCAGAAGCAGAGGUGAACUUUCUAGAAAAUGCCAAGAAGCUUUCGAUGUAUGGAGUGGACCUGCAUCACGCCAAGGAUUCUGAGGGAAUCGACAUAAUGCUUGGUGUAAGUGCCAAUGGUCUGCUCAUCUACCGAGACCGGCUUAGGAUCAAUCGGUUCGCCUGGCCAAAAAUCCUCAAGAUCUCCUACAAAAGAAGCAACUUCUACAUCAAGAUCCGCCCUGGAGAGUAUGAACAGUUUGAGAGCACCAUAGGCUUCAAGCUGCCCAACCACAGGGCCUCGAAGCGAUUGUGGAAGGUCUGCAUUGAGCACCACACCUUCUUCAGGUUGGUUUCUCCAGAGCCACCUCCAAAGGGCUUCCUGGUGAUCGGCUCCAAGUUCCGAUACAGCGGUCGGACCCAAGCCCAGACCAGGCAGGCCAGUGCUCUGAUUGACCGGCCAGCCCCACAGUUUGAUCGGUCCGUUAGCAAGCGGUACAUGCUACCCCGAAGCAUUGAUGGAGCCUCAGCUCUCGGUGACAGUAUGGACCAACUGUCCCAGCGAAGCUCCAGUGAACGCACACAGUUCAUGUCCAGAGAAGACCUGGACCAAGAGGGCAGCCUGGACCUGGACCACGACCACUAUCACUACCAGGACCAAGACCAGGACCAGUACACAGAUCAGGAAUUAGACAAUGAAGAUCAACAGCAAAUGAUGGGUGCCAACAUCUCAACGCCUUCCAAGACUUUGGAGCUCAAGGAUGAGGAAGCAGGUUCGCCUGUAGACUCAAAGCCAGAGGAUCUGGUCACCCUUCGGCCCAAACAGGAGCAGUUCUUGGAUAAGCCAGAAGACGUUCUCCAGAAGCACCAGGCCAGCAUCAAUGAGCUGAAGAGGGCUCUGAGGCAGCCCAACAGCAAGAUGGCGCAGAGAGAGAAACGCCUGUCCUCGGCUACUCCUCCCGAAAGAACUCCUGAACGGAAAUCAGCAACCAGUGAUGCCAAAUUGAUUGACAAGCAGGAUGCUUAUGAAGGAACACUGGAUACUUACUCUAAAGCGGAAAAGAGUAGAGACAUAUUUGCAAUGGCAACUUGGACUGAAGCGAAUAUGAACAAUUGCCAAACACCGUGGGACUCCUCGAGAACUAGAAUUGGAACGUCUCCAAAACAGGAAACAGACUUUGUAUCAGUGGGACUGGGGGAUAUGAAUUCUGUGGAUGAUACAGUAGCAACUAAUAGCCAACACGAUUCCGUAUUAGCGAGGAAUGCCAUUCAAGAAAAUGGAUAUGGUUCCCCACCUGACAAACAGACGAGUGAAAUGAGCAAAAAUGUGAAGCAUUGUCAGUAUGAGCAUCGAGAGAGGCCCAAGAACUUUGAAACUCCAGUGGAUUCUUUCCCGAAGGGCAACAGGGCGGCAUUCGAGAGUGGUGUGGGACAUUGCGAGGCUCGGAAAAUAAAAGACCCGAGUCCUGUGGGAGAGAAAGAUUGCAACAAAACUGGGAACUCGCACUCAGAAGUCACCAAAAUAGUUCCUCUCAAGCCACAGAGAUCAAAGAAGUCUUUGAAUAAGGAGAACAAAGAUGCUAUAAACCCUCAAACUCAAAGCCGGUCUGACAGAGGCGUCUUUGGUGCGGCUGGGGAUGUACAGCCGACAAAAUCAGAAGACAGAUCCUGCGAGUUAGGAAGGAGACUGGAUGAUAAUACUGUACAGCAAUCCGCCACAGAUACUGUCAAGGAAAGUACAGCGGCCACCAGACACCACAGCGAUUCUGCAGUGUUGUAUCAGCAGCAACUCCAGCAACAGAUUAGGAGUGACUUGUUUGGACAAUACGAGCUCAGAGACUGCAGAGACACAGCAGGACAAGGCCCGGGGAUUAGAGGAGGCGUUCUACAUGAAGAUCAUUUUCAAAACAUCUCAGACUUUAGCUCGAGAUUCCCGACAGCUCCCCCUCGCACCCUUCCUCUGAAAACACAAUGGUCGCGAGACAGACAGAGCAACAUGGACAACAGUCACAUCCACUACAGGACGCCCAGCCAAGAAACAGCCAAGAGGAAGCAAGCGGAGACACCUCCCACACCUGCUAUUCACGAGGAGCCUCUCAACGAAGCCUCAAGGGAACCAUGGGAGAGACGUCUGGGCUCCGUGUCAGAGGACGACCAGGACCAUGAGAUCCUGUACCUGAAGGAGACCCACCUGGGCAUCGAACGCAAAUGUUCCAGCAUCACGGUCAGUUCCACGUCCAGCCUGGAGGCCGAAGUGGAUUUCACCGUCCUCACCGACCUGCACACGGGGAUGGAGGAGUUCUCCAGGGGAAUGUCCGAGCUGGGAGAGCGGGAUCUGUCACCCGACGGGGGUCUCUGCUUCGGCAUAGACUUGCUCCAGCAGCAGGGUCCCUCCGAACCACCUCCUCCUCCCCUGGUGUCGGUCCCUCUGUCCAGAGGAGCCAGCAGCAGCCCUCCAGCCAAACACAUCCAGGCUGAAGAGGUCCGACCAGAAGUCAAACGGCCAGAUUCUCAGCCCGUAGUUCCCAAAAAACCAAAGAGGUCGGUGCCGGUGUCGUCGUCGGUGGACAGAGAUCAGUCACACAGGGAGGCCGGUCGAGUUUCUGCUGUAGCGCCGCUGAGCAGGGAGGCCAGCGACGUCAUGCCCACACCGACGGUGAGGAAGACGGACGUCAGGACGGAGACGCAGCCCAACGGCUCAGAGGUCACCACCACCAUCGUGGAGUUCACAGAUCAGGAUCACGGACUCACUGGCCUGAGUGAAGUUUCCUACACUACGAGACAGAUCGUUUCCCCCGUGCACAAGGGCAGUCUGGGAAGAGAGGCGUCAGGGUCACCCAUCCUUGUUACUGAAAAUGUUACCUCAGCAACCACUCAUGUGACAAAGACGGUGAAAGGAGGAUAUUCAGAGACUAGGAUCGAGAAGAGAAUCAUCAUCACAGGAGAUGAUGAUGUAGACCAGGAACAGGCUCUGGCUAUUGCAAUACAGGAAGCCAAGCAGCAGCAUCCGGACAUGCAGGUGACAAAGGCUGUGGUUGUCAGGGAAACAGAAUCAUCCACUGAGGAUCGACAAGGCGCAUCAGAGUCCUGAUUUCCUGAGACGAGAGUGCCCCCCUUUGGACCAGAAGCGUCAGUGCCCGACCUGAAAUUGCCGCCCACCAUCCCGACUGAUAGACUACUGCCAGUGGCGCUCUGAUGGAGCCUCUUGUACACUCACUAAGCUCAAACGGGACUCCUUACCAAUGUUUUUGUUUUUAUUUUUAUUCAAGCGUUGAAAUCAUUGAUGUUCAGUGAAAAAAACAACAACAACAAAAAAACCCGGCAAACCUCACUCAUGGUCAUUUACAGGUCAGUAAUAUUCCAACACAACUCCAAAAACAUCUGGCACAAUUAAACACAUAAUCCAACUAAAUUCCCUGCAAACCUCUCAGGGACUCAAAACACUUGCUUAAGUAUUCCUAAAAGGUCAAAGGGAAUUAGAAACGGUUUAGGAAAUCCCUGCACCCAUUCAGUGUGGAACAACCCGAGGUCGUGUGGCAUGUUGGUUCCCGUGCAGAAAGAGCCAUCUGGGAACAUAGGAAACAUGAGAGUCUUCACAAGAAACUGCCUGAUUCCUGCUGUAUGUGCUGAAAAAAGAAAAACUACUGAAAAACUUACUGUGUGUGUUUACACUUUAUUAUUAACAAGUCAAACUAUCCAUUACAUGUUACUCCAGUACUGUUAAAGCAGGGUUUUAGCGAGGGCAAAAGAAGAAGAAGUAGUCCUCUGUUUAGUUUUCAUUCCUGCAUGGCCAGUCGAUUGAACAAAUGAGCUGUGUUCCAUCCCAUCACGCUGAGCGAUGAGGAAGCACCGAUUAGAAAGGAUCAUGGUCCCCCUGAGGUGCGUUCAGGUGUUCUGCCAGGACCAAAGUUAGCGAGUCGGAUCACUAUGCUUCCAUCUCCCUGUGUCACCCUUAAUGUUUUACUUUCCGUGUGUCGCCCUGAUGUGUGGGUGGCGAGGAUGCAAGGAUGUGCAUAUAUGUGUCGUCAUUAGCAGCUGUUCAUACACGGUGUACCUGUUGUAUUUAUUCAAACGGUGGCAGUGCAAUUUCUGAGCAUGUCGGUGUUUCAGAAUGAGCCCAGUUUCUCUCCUCUUCUCCCAGCCUUUUAGAUACGCUUUGAGAUAGAAUAUAAGAGCACUUUGGCCACUUUGUGUAGUAAUUCCAUAGAGGUAGGCUCACACCCUUGUUCCAGUGACAGAACGGGCUGCUGCAUCGGUAAAAGUAGUGCUUGAGAUAGUGUUUGUAUGAUGAUUUCCUGCAUUAUUGGAUCGUAAUUGAGUGCGAUGGAUAUUAACUCAUAAAUAAGAGCGACGGAUCGUAAUAUCCAGGGUCGCGAUAGGAACACAAAGACAUAAAAAGGCUGAAUUAUUCACAAUCUGAAGUCUAAUGCGGAAAAGAGGAAAUUAAGUUUCCUGAGGGUAAAUGAAGAGCAUUCAUCAGAAAAAGUGGGAAAUAUCAAGCGCACAAUGCGUUCAGUUUCCUCGAUCCAACACCUAAUGACAGCAGGUUGGCUGGAGUUUCAUCUCAUUUACAGCCGCUGCUGCUGCUCCAUGCAUCCCAACGCAUCAGUUUGCUUUUCAUUUCAUUUGCCGGUGAAGAAGCAGCCUCGUUGUGGUGACUGAUGGCUUUCCACUGCAGUUCAUUUUGCCGCAAAUUUCCUUUUUCGAGCCACCCUGCUGAAAUAGUUUUAUGCACCAGAGCUGUUUCCGAUACUCUUUUCAUGUAAAGUACAGUGUUCUAAAUGAAUAAAAUAUACAGUAGGAGAAGCAUCUUUGAACUUUUAGCUGUGUGUGACUUGGUACAUGAAUGUUAGAGGGAUGCCAUAGACGUGUGAUGUGCCAAUUAAGGUAGCGGUCGAAUUGUACAAACGCUGGUUUUGUAUGAAAUAACUUUAUAUGAACAAGCUACUUUUAAUUACAAAAGUGCCAGAAAGUCAAAUGCAUAAACUCGGCAUGGCGACGUUUCCCUUUAACUGUGGUCUCUUUAGCGUCUGAAGGAAGAGAAAAAAACAAAAAAAAAUAAAACAGUACAAUUUUGUUCUUUGCAAAAGUCUUAUUUUAUACAUUAAUUAUCAAUACAUGCAGCAGAAAAUUCACUCUACUGAUAAAAACGUCAAAAAGUGUCCUGUCAGGGUUCUAAGGGUAUCACUGAGGUAUGACUUUGGCUUUCAGACACCAAAAUUUGCAGUCUCACAGUGUGUUCACAUGUGUAGUGUAACUCCUGUUGUGUUUCACAUUUUGGUUCCAAAUCCUUUUCAAGUGAUGGUUAGUGAUGGAUGUCAAACUGGAAGGUGGAAAAAAUACUAUUAAUGCAGCCGUGCAUACCUUGUACUGUAUAUUUGGUGCUGUUUGGUAGAUUGUGUAAAGUAGUUUAAAAGGCCACAGGCUUGAGACACACUAAGGAGACGUCGGUUACCUGAAAAGAAGCUUUGCAGCAGCAUCAAGCGGCUCAAGUCUUUCUCGCCAAAUUAUCCAAAUUGUCCUCGGAUCAGCAGUAAGGUCGAACUCACCUCCGCCUGUCCGGAAAAGGCCUGAUCACUGAACGAGUAAUUAUCAGACUGUGAUUAAUCGCAGAUGCUUGGCUGUUGCUGAGGAACCUGGUGCCGAAGUCUGAUUGGACGACCUCUGGCUCACCUUUAAACCUAAGCCCUGAGCUGCUCCUCCUCCUCCUCCUCCUCCUCCUCCUCCUCCUCCUAAGCUUCAUCUCUUCUGCUCUGCUGCUCUCCAUUGCUUGAUGCUGUGUCUUUUGCUGUACAUUGUACUUGCAUUUCCUUCAAAAAUGAAUAAAGAAGAGAGGAAAAAAGA